Culex quinquefasciatus (southern house mosquito) is the source of this 3274-nucleotide messenger RNA. Its product is annotated as venom dipeptidyl peptidase 4. Gene Ontology annotation, molecular function: dipeptidyl-peptidase activity; serine-type peptidase activity. Lineage: Eukaryota; Metazoa; Arthropoda; Insecta; Diptera; Culicidae. The record is from RefSeq and is a predicted model, not a curated record. Gene Ontology annotation, biological process: proteolysis. The coding region runs from base 533 to 3196 and encodes 887 amino acids. The transcript has 15 exons.
GCAUGACAAUUUUCUUGUGAUAGCACCGCAGUGAAUUUGUCGUCGCCCUUUUACUUCUCAAGUUAAUACUUUCUCUAUGCCUUCCUGAAGUCUUUUACGUUAAUUUGGGAUGACUCGUAACGAAGAGAGCAUGUUUAUCAAAAUUAUAAAAAGCAUACAUUUUGUACUGUGUGGAAUGAAUAUUUUCCAACUCCAACAAUAAGUGGGAUAGAGUGCUAUAGAUAAAAGAUUGAUUCAUCUCUGGUACAUUUCAUUGGAAUGUGAAUAUAGGCGAAUGGAUGCUCAAGGACUUAAAAGAAAAAAAAAGUUGGGGUGUCUUUGUGAUAAACCAGCUUUUUAAAGUGAACAUAGAAACGGGUGGUUCUAGUCCAAGGUUUACUGUAAUAAAAAUAAAGGGAGGGAAAGAGGACGUGAUUUUUCUCUACUUCAGUGAAGUCAAGUGCGAUGGAAAAUUGUUGGAAGUGAUAACGUAGCAAAUCAGUCUUCAGCUAAGGGAAGCUAUUGAACGCUAGUGCAUUGAAAGUGUGCAGUAAUGAAUACUGUUCAGAGUACAGGGCACGCAAAUGUUAGAAAUAAAAAGGACUCACAGUUCGAGGAGCUAACUGUUUCUUCUUCCGAAAAAAGAAAUUGGAGAGGAAUUUUUAUAGCUCUUUUAGUAAUAGCCGCAGUUUUGGGCCUUAUUGUAUUUUCUAUUCUGCUUCUUUCACCAGAAAUCGAAUCGUCAAGGUUGCAUGGAAAACGAAUACACUUACACGAUGUCCAGACUGGUCAAUAUCAAUGGAAAGAGAACAAUGGAACCUGGUUGAAUAAACAUGAAUUUGUAUUUGUCAAUCCGGAUGGAGGAUUAUCUUCUCUUUACGUUGGCAGUGUUUAUAACAUGAACUCGAAAGUAUUGAUGAACAACUCUACAUUUAGACAAUUGAAUGCUGACAAGUACAGCGUUUCGCCGGAUCAAAAUUUUGUUCUUUUAUAUGCAAAUUCAAAUGGUUUAGGAAAUACAAGUUAUUUUAUCUACGAGUUGACAUCUUCCAACGUGUUUCCCUUGUCGGCAAAAGAAGGCGAUCAAACCGCUCCUAGCUUGCAGCACGUGCUGUGGGCACCUCGCCAACCAACGGGCGAUUCGGCUAGCAAUGGUGAGAAGGGAACAAUGCAAGGGAUCGCGUUCGUACAGGAGGGAGAUAUUUACUACAAGCCGAAGGUGCAGAGUGAUCUGAUCUGUAGAAUUACUACCAAUGGUAGAACCGAUUAUAUAUUGAAUGGAGUACCAGAUUGGCUGUAUAAAGAAGUAGAAGAGCUCAAGAGUGCUUCCCUGUUGUUUUCUCCAGAUGGACAAUAUUUGUCAUAUUUAUCAUUCAAUGUUUCAAGUGUGCAUCAAUACCAGUACGUAUGGUAUGGUGAUAAUGAUCAGUACCCUAGCAUUAGAAGUAUCCGUUACCCUAAAACAAACGCACCUAAUCCGAAUGUAACGGUUUUUGUAGUCAACUUGAGUGUUCUGAAAUUUAUAUCUCAAAAAGCUAUAACGGUUCCCAGCUACAUUAGCAACGAAAGCUACGUCGGAGGUAUGGUGUGGUUGUCACCAGCAGAGUUAUCCAUAACAUAUACCAACCGUGAACAGAACAUAUCAUAUGUUCUGCUGUGUACGGCACCCAAUUUCAAUUGCAUCGAGAUUUUCAGCGAACGCGCAGCUGAAAAUGGAUGGGUUUUGAUUGCCGAAAAACCAUUAUUUAUAACGACUGAAACGGACAUCGAGAAUACUAUUAUCAACGCAACGAAUCUUGCUACAUCUGAUAUUGAGCCGAAAGAAGACGGUAAACCAACGGUGGCACCAACAAAGCUUACAAAACGUAACAUUUUUAUGCUAAAAAGACUGGACGUACGCGACGGUUCGCAUGGUUACUUCCGGCAAAUAGCUCUUAUCCCAAUCGAAACGAAGAGGCCCAUUAUUUUAACGAUAGGACAAUACGAAGUAACGGAAAUUUUUGGAUAUGACGAAAUACGAGGUUUUGUCUAUUUCAUGGCAGCACCCCAUAAAAAGCCUGGUCAGCGGCACCUGUAUAGAAUUAAUUUGACCUUACACAGAAACACAGAAACGAUAAUAAAGGCAGCGAAGGAUUUAUCGACAUUUUGUAUGACGUGUGAAUUCGAUCCGUUAUAUUCGUUUGACCUGUUCCGAGAUCCAAACAAAACCAAUGGCCUAAUGACCAUCCCUAACAACUGUUUGUACAACAAGAUCUACUUCAACACUGACUACACGUAUUACGUGCAGGAAUGCCUCGGGCCUGAAUCCCCAUCAUCGUACAUCGUAGAUGCCGUAACGGGUAAAAAAAUAUUUAUCCUAGACGAUGGAAACCAUCUUCGAAAAAAGCUAGCAGAAUUGGCCAAGCCGCAAAUAAUGACGUUCAGUGUAGAGAUCAAGUACGAUUUCAACGCGCAAGUUAAGCUAUUCCUACCACCUGGCAUCAAGGAGGAUGACGAUAUGUUGCUUCCGUUGAUAUUGCACGUGGAUGCCACUCCAGAAUCCCAGCUGGUGUCGGAGAAAUAUAGCUUCGACUGGAACUGGUAUUUGUGCAGCUACCAGUCUUAUAUCAUUGCUCAAAUAGAUGCUAGAGGAUCGGGCUACCAAGGAGAGGCACUCAAAACACAAAUCCGAGGCAAGGUCGGGAUCGAAGUUGAGGAUCAGUUGUCGGUUUUAACAUAUUUGCGUGAUAAUUUGAAGCUGGUGGAUCCCAACCGAAUAUGUGCCUACGGAUGGGGAUAUGGUGGGUACAUCGUAUCCAUGAUGCUGGCGAGCGAUUCGGAGAAUGUACUCAAAUGCGGGGCAGCGAUCAAUCCAAUAGUGUCCUUCAAAUACUACAACUCUUUCUUCACGGAACGCUACGUAAUCCAACCUGCGGAUAAUGGGCGUGCAUUGCUCGACUCGGACCUGUCAAUGAAGGUUGGAAACUUUGCGAGCAAAAAAUAUCUGCUCAUCCACGGAACCGCAGAUACCCAAGUGCAUGAACAGCACACAGCGAUAUUAACCAAAUCGUUAAUCGAAGUUGGUGUAAUGUUUAGACAUCAGGUUUAUGUCGAUGAAAACCACAGCUUAUCUGGUGUAAUUGCACACGUCUAUCAAACUAUAGAGGCAUAUUUUGAAGAGAACUUCUUGAACGAUAAUCAAGAUUGGACUACAGCAUUCUUCCUCUCUAAAACCUAAUUAUUUAGUUUUGUUAAAAAUUGAAAACAAGAUGUGAAUAAAUCGAAGAUUUAAUUAAAAACUUGAUUGGCAAAGUUA